Molecule: messenger RNA, 1292 nt
Organism: Daldinia decipiens
Lineage: Eukaryota; Fungi; Ascomycota; Sordariomycetes; Xylariales; Hypoxylaceae
Exons: 3
Coding region: 479-1120 (213 amino acids)
Source: RefSeq, a predicted model, not a curated record
CGGAGUAGUUAUAACAGCUAGGCUUCCUGGUAUUAAUUUGAUUUCAUCUAUUCUUCCAUGAUCAUCAAUUCAACCGUAAAUUUAUAGAUGAGGCUGGAAGGUCCAUGGCUAGGGUCAAGAUCCUAGAUCGCGAGGUCUAGGUUCGCAUUCUAUUCCCGAAAUUAAUCAGCUCGUCUUCUUACGAUUUCUCACGACUUCCCACCAGGUUGUCUAGAGCGCCUUGGGCUGCUGGAGCCUGUCUCCGUGCUACUCGGAAGGCGAGGUCUAACUUCCAACCAUCAGCCUAGGCUCUAGGGUUAAGUUAGAUAGCGCGCUGGGGAUGACGAUGGAAAAGUUAUAAAUAUACAGCCUUAUCCCACGACGAAGUAGAUCUUUUCCGUAUCAGCAUAUCCAGCAGAUUCCCCCUACCCAGUUUCAAUCUACUCGUUUAUCGAAACUCCAAUACAAGUCCCCCUUACCUAGGUAUAUAGCAAUCAUCAUGCGAUCAUUUAUUGCUCUACUUGCUCCGGUCCUCGCCGUGGCCACCCCCAUCGGUAUCAUCGGUGGAAGUGAUACUCCUCAGCCAGAUGAGAUUAGCAUCAUCAGCGCUUCCGCCAGUGGAAAUGGGUGUCCCCAGGGAACCGUGACUUCCGACCUCUCGACCGACCGAAAGGUCAUCACCUUCGGCUUUGACGCUUUCCAGGUCUACACCGGACCUGGCACCAAGCCAGCGGACAAGACCAAGAACUGCCAGCUCCACUUGAACCUCAAGUACCCAGGAGGAUUCCAGUUCGCUAUCGUCGAGUCUACUUACCACGGAUACGCUCAGCUUGAGACCGGUGUCACCGGUACCUUUUACUCGACCUACUACUUCUCUCAGGAUGCCGCCGCUACCACCACCACGAGGACCUCGAUCGACGGAGGUGGGAUCUGGGCUGAUGGCCAGGUAUACACUAAGCAGGACCAAGUCCCGACGGCUUCCAUCAUCUGGUCUCCUUGCGGCGCCACCGGAAUUCUCAACGUCAACAACCGCAUCGCGCUAACGUCGAGCAACGCGAGCGCCUCGGGCCAAAUCUCCGACGACGACGCCACAGUUGCCUUUACCCAGCAGGUGCACGUCAGCUGGCAAGCUUGCAAAUAGAUGGGACGAGCAAAAUCGAAUAGGUCGUAGAAAAGACUGGGUUGGGUGGACAUGUAAGGGGGAUAGUAAGAACGCGGAAUAAAAGGGGACGGAGCUUGGUUACCUGCCGAGUAAAUCACUUGUACAUACCUCUAGGUUAUAGGAUAAUCCAAUUACCCCUUUCAAACUGGAA